Salvelinus fontinalis (brook trout) is the source of this 14098-nucleotide messenger RNA. RefSeq names its product lysophosphatidylcholine acyltransferase 1-like. Gene Ontology annotation, molecular function: calcium ion binding. Lineage: Eukaryota; Metazoa; Chordata; Actinopteri; Salmoniformes; Salmonidae. The transcript is spliced from 14 exons. The record is from RefSeq and is a predicted model, not a curated record. The coding region runs from base 400 to 2007 and encodes 535 amino acids.
CGAGUCCGACCAGUACGAAGAUAUAUGGACUCACUAGUGUUAAGUCGCACUGGAUAAGAGCGUCUGAUAAAUGACUCAAAUGUAUAUGUUUAUCUUGAGCAAGUAAAGUGAUUUCAAUGUAGACUACUAGGCGCAUGCGUUCUGAAGAAGCAGCCAGGAAGGGGGACUCCAGUUAGGCAUUCUAGGUCCAACAUCAGUACUGCGUACGAGGGAAGAUAUCGCCCGACUUCAAAUACAUGAUCCUUGGCUAAUCCUCCAGCCUCUUGGGAACGAAGAUAAUAACCUGUGCCGGAAUUAGCUAGACACAGACACGAAAACAACGUUGUGGAGAUUUACAUAAGACACAUUCGCUGCUGUCGCUUUUCCGAUACAGGUUCCGUCCUCUCGGGUUCGUUGAGGAUGAGGUUCCCGACCAUCAGACGCUGUCCUGGGGAAGGAGAUGGGAAGAAGGAACUCGCUCCACCAUUUAGGAACCCCUUUGUACAUGACUUGAGAUUCACCCCGCUCGAAAAGGCAAAGAUAGCGUUGAUGACGGUGACUCUGUUCCCCAUCCGGUUGUUCCUGGCAGCCUUCAUGAUGCUGCUGGCCUGGCCCUUCGCCUUCAUCGCCUCUGUGGGACGCGACGACAUGGUGGUGGAGCCCCAGUCCUUAUGGAGGAAGUUCGUGGACGUUGCUCUGAGGACCAUCAUGCGGGUCAUGUGGUUUGCAGGAGGCUUCCAUUGGAUGACGGUGAAGGGGCGCCAGGCGCUACCGGCCGAGGCUCCUAUCCUAACCCUGGGACCCCACUCCUCUUACUUCGAUGCUAUCCCCGUCACCAUGACCAUGUCCUCCAUCGUCAUGAAGGCAGAGAGCAAGGACAUCCCUGUCUGGGGCACCCUGAUCAAGUACAUCAGACCAGUGUUUGUCUCCAGGUCAGACCAGGACUCCCGUAAGAAGACUGUUGAGGAGAUCAAACGCAGAGCCCAGUCUGGAGGAGGAUGGCCUCAGAUAAUGAUUUUCCCAGAGGGAACGUGUACCAACAGGUCCUGUCUCAUCACGUACAAACCAGGAGCGUUUAUUCCAGCGGUGCCAGUUCAGCCUGUGGUGAUAAAAUACCCCAAUAAUAUGGACACAAUCACCUGGACGUGGCAGGGGCCUGGAGCGUUUAAGAUCCUGUGGCUCACGCUGUGCCAGCUGCACAAUGAGUUCAUCAUUGAGUUCCUUCCUGUCUACACUCCAUCAGAAGAGGAGAGGAACAACCCUGCACUGUUUGCUCACAACGUCAGGCGCCUGACGGCCAAAGCGCUGGACAUCCCCAUUACUGACUACUCGUUUGAAGACUGUCAGCUGGCCAUGGCUGAGGGUCAACUCAGACUCCCGGUUGACACAUGCCUGCUGGAGUUCGCCAAGCUGGUCCGGAGACUGGGGUUGAAGCCCCAGAACGUAGAGAAGGUACUGCAGGAGUUUGGUAACAGAGCCAGGAAGAUGGAAGGAGAGAAGCUGGGUCUGGAAGACUUUGCCCACUACCUUGAUGUCCCCGUGUCAGACAUGCUCAGAGACAUCUUCUCCCUCUUCAACGAGCAGGCAGACAACAUGAUAGACAUCAGAGAAUAUGUCAUCGCCUUAUCGGUUGUAUGCAGACCUGCUAAAACACUGGAGACCAUGAAGCUGGCCUUCAAGAUGUUUGAGGCGGAGGAGGACGGUGCCGUCACAGGGGCUGAGUUGGCCUGCAUCCUGAAGACUGCGUUAGGAGUGUCUGUCCUCGACGUCUCACGUCUCUUCACUGCUAUCGACACAGAGGACGCUGGGAAACUCACCUUCGACAAGUUCAGGAGCUUUGCAGAGCAGCACCCAAACUUCAGUGAGGACUACCUGUCCACAGACAAUACAGGCCGUAACGGCUGUCCUCACCAGCCCAACGCCACGCCCGACGCCAAGCCUCAGACCAAUGGCUUCUGCCCUGACUUCAGCCCGCGAGACAACCACCACGACACAACGACGGACGGUUCAGUGAAGAAACACAACUGAGUCUGUCAGCCAUCUCAGAAUCCACCUCUCCUGGUGAGAGAGUGGUGGUGGUGGUGGGGGUUGUUGUUGAUGGGCUAUAUGUAUGGUCAGUCAGACACACACACACACACACACACAAACACACACACACACACACACACACACACACACACACACACACACACACACACACACACACACACAGGAGAAAUGUAACCCUUAUUAUUAACCGUAUCCAUAAUGUUUCUACGGUUCAUUUGAUCUUGAUGAUCUAACGUUGUUGCUUUAGUAGAGUUUUUCUGUAUUUGUUCUGAGGAAGAAACAUGCUUUUCAAUGGCCAAACAGAUGGCUGAUGACGAUUGAGGAGAAAUGAAGCGUGAAACACUUGAAGGGACAACACUUAUUACGUUUCCUCCACGUUGGGGUUUGGGAGUGGUUGAGAGAAGGGACAAAACCCCAGCCAGGGUAGGGACAACACCCCAGCCAGUGAAGGGACAACACCCCAGCCAGUGAAGAGACAACACCCCAGCCAGGGUAGGGACAACACCCCAGCCAGGGUAGGGACAACACCCCAGCCAGUGAAGGGACAACACCCCAGCCAGUGAAGAGACAACACCCCAGCCAGGGUAGGGACAACACCCCAGCCAGGGUAGGGACAACACCCCAGCCAGGGUAGGGACAACACCCCAGCCAGGGUAGGGACAACACCCCAGCCAGGGUAGGGACAACACCCCAGCCAGUGAAGGGACAACACCCCAGCCAGGGUAGGGACAACACCCCAGCCAGGGUAGGGACAACACCCCAGCCAGUGAAGGGACAACACCCCAGCCAGUGAAGGGACAACACCCCAGCCAGUGAAGGGACAACACCCCAGCCAGUGAAGGGACAACACCCCAGCCAGUGAAGGGACAACACCCCAGCCAGUGAAGGGACAACACCCCAGCCAGUGAAGGGACAACACCCCAGCCAGGGUAGGGACAACACCCCAGCCAGUGAAGAGACAACACCCCAGCCAGUGAAGGGACAACACCCCAGCCAGGGAAGAGACAACACCCCAGCCAGUGAAGGGACAACACCCCAGCCAGUGAAGGGACAACACCCCAGCCAGGGAAGAGACAACACCCCAGCCAGUGAAGAGACAACACCCCAGCCAGUGAAGGGACAACACCCCAGCCAGUGAAGGGACAACACCCCAGCCAGUGAAGAGACAACACCCCAGCCAGUGAAGGGACAACACCCCAGCCAGGGAAGAGACAACACCCCAGCCAGUGAAGAGACAACACCCCAGCCAGUGAAGGGACAACACCCCAGCCAGUGAAGGGACAACACCCCAGCCAGUGAAGAGACAACACCCCAGCCAGUGAAGGGACAACACCCCAGCCAGUGAAGGGACAACACCCCAGCCAGUGAAGGGACAACACCCCAGCCAGUGAAGGGACAACACCCCAGCCAGUGAAGGGACAACACCCCAGCCAGUGAAGGGACAACACCCCAGCCAGUGAAGGGACAACACCCCAGCCAGUGAAGGGACAACACCCCAGCCAGUGAAGGGACAACACCCCAGCCAGUGAAGGGACAACACCCCAGCCAGUGAAGGGACAACACCCCAGCCAGUGUAGGGACAACACCCCAGCCAGUGAAGGGACAACACCCCAGCCAGGGUAGGGACAACACCCUAGCCAGUGAAGGGACAACACCCCAGCCAGGGUAGGGACAACACCCUAGCCAGUGAAGGGACAACACCCUAGCCAGUGAAGGGACAACACCCUAGCCAGUGAAGGGACAACACCCUAGCCAGUGAAGGGACAACACCCCAGCCAGUGAAGGGACAACACCCCAGCCAGUGAAGGGACAACACCCCAGCCAGGGUAGGGACAACACCCCAGCCAGUGAAGAGACAACACCCCAGCCAGUGAAGGGACAACACCCUAGCCAGGGUAGGGACAACACCCUAGCCAGUGAAGAGACAACACCCCAGCCAGUGAAGGGACAACACCCUAGCCAGGGUAGGGACAACACCCUAGCCAGUGAAGGGACAACACCCCAGCCAGUGAAGGGACAACACCCCAGCCAGUGAAGGGACAACACCCCAGCCAGGGUAGGGACAACACCCCAGCCAGUGAAGAGACAACACCCCAGCCAGGGAAGGGACAGCACCCCCCCCCCAGCCAGUGAAGAGACAACACCCCAGCCAGUGAAGAGACAACACCCCAGCCAGUGAAGAGACAACACCCCAGCCAGUGAAGGGACAACACCCCAGCCAGGGUAGGGACAACACCCCAGCCAGUGAAGAGACAACACCCCAGCCAGGGUAGGGACAACACCCCAGCCAGUGAAGAGACAACACCCCAGCCAGUGAAGAGACAACACCCCAGCCAGGGUAGGGACAACACCCCAGCCAGGGUAGGGACAACACCCCAGCCAGUGAAGAGACAACACCCCAGCCAGGGUAGGGACAACACCCCAGCCAGUGAAGAGACAACACCCCAGCCAGGGUAGGGACAACACCCCAGCCAGUGAAGAGACAACACCCCAGCCAGGGUAGGGACAACACCCCAGCCAGGGUAGAGACAACACCCCAGCCAGGGAAGAGACACCACCCCAGCCAGUGAAGAGACAACACCCCAGCCAGGGUAGGGACAACACCCCAGCCAGUGAAGGGACAACACCCCAGCCAGUGAAGAGACAACACCCCAGCCAGUGAAGAGACAACACCCCAGCCAGGAUAGAGACAACACCCCAGCCAGGGUAGGGACAACACCCCAGCCAGUGAAGAGACAACACCCCAGCCAGUGAAGAGACAACACCCCAGCCAGUGAAGAGACAACACCCCAGCCAGGAUAGAGACAACACCCCAGCCAGGGUAGGGACAACACCCCAGCCAGUGAAGAGACAACACCCCAGCCAGGGUAGGGACAACACCCCAGCCAGUGAAGGGACAACACCCCAGCCAGGGUAGGGACAACACCCCAGCCAGUGAAGAGACAACACCCCAGCCAGUGAAGAGACAACACCCCAGCCAGUGAAGGGACAACACCCCAGCCAGUGAAGGGACAACACCCCAGCCAGUGAAGAGACAACACCCCAGCCAGUGAAGAGACAACACCCCAGCCAGUGAAGGGACAACACCCCAGCCAGUGAAGAGACAACACCCCAGCCAGGGUAGGGACAACACCCCAGCCAGUGAAGAGACAACACCCCAGCCAGGGUAGAGACAACACCACAGCCAGGGUAGGGACAACACCCCAGCCAGUGAAGGGACAACACCCCAGCCAGUGAAGGGACAACACCCCAGCCAGUGAAGAGACAACACCCCAGCCAGGGUAGGGACAGCACCCCAGCCAGGGUAGAGACAGCACCCCCCCCCAGCCAGGGUAGGGACAACACCCCAGCCAGUGAAGAGACAACACCCCAGCCAGGGUAGGGACAACACCCCAGCCAGGGUAGGGACAACACCCCAGCCAGUGAAGGGACAACACCCCAGCCAGGGUAGGGACAACACCCCAGCCAGUGAAGGGACAACACCCCAGCCAGGGUAGGGACAACACCCCAGCCAGUGAAGGGACAACACCCCAGCCAGGGUAGGGACAACACCCCAGCCAGUGAAGGGACAACACCCCAGCCAGUGAAGAGACAACACCCCAGCCAGGGAAGGGACAACACCCCAGCCAGUGAAGGGACAACACCCCAGCCAGUGAAGGGACAACACCCCAGCCAGUGAAGAGACAACACCCCAGCCAGGGAAGAGACAACACCCCAGCCAGUGAAGAGACAACACCCCAGCCAGUGAAGGGACAACACCCCAGCCAGGGUAGGGACAACACCCCAGCCAGUGAAGGGACAACACCCCAGCCAGGGUAGGGACAACACCCCAGCCAGGGUAGAGACAACACCCCAGCCAGUGAAGAGACAACACCCCAGCCAGUGAAGGGACAACACCCCAGCCAGGGAAGAGACAACACCCCAGCCAGUGAAGGGACAACACCCCAGCCAGGGAAGAGGCAACACCCCAGCCAGGGAAGAGACAACACCCCAGCCAGGGAAGAGACAACACCCCAGCCAGGGUAGGGACAACACCCUAGCCAGUGUAGAGACAACACCCCAGCCAGGGUAGGGACAACACCCCAGCCAGUGAAGAGACAACACCCCAGCCAGUGAAGGGACAACACCCCAGCCAGGGUAGGGACAACACCCCAGCCAGUGAAGGGACAACACCCCAGCCAGGGUAGGGACAACACCCCAGCCAGUGAAGGGACAACACCCCAGCCAGGGUAGGGACAACACCCCAGCCAGGGUAGAGACAACACCCCAGCCAGUGAAGGGACAACACCCCAGCCAGGGUAGAGACAACACCCCAGCCAGUGAAGGGACAACACCCCAGCCAGUGAAGGGAACUUUAGUUUUGAGUGAAUUCAGUGUUUCUUUCUUUGUUUAAUCUUUUUCUUUCUAAUGGAAGCGGCCAUUUUAAAACGCAUGUUUGAGUCUGCAUGGGUGCUUUACGGUCAGUGAGCAGUACGGAGGGAGUUUGACUGAGUAGAACAGCCUUGAAGCACCAGUGACAUUGUCUGAGGCCACUUUGGCUUUGAUUGAACUUUUGAGGUGCAAUAUGGCUGAUGUACAGAUGUAGGAUCUUAAUUUGAGUCAGUUUGCUACAGCAGAAAAAUAAUCCUGCAGCAAUAGGAAAUGUUGAAUUAUUAUAUGGAUUAUAAUGAAUGGUAAUUGUUGGGCAGGUUAAUACAUCAAAAUAUAAUACAAGAGAAAACAAAGUCUUACAUUUCUACGUGGAAAUUACAAACUUCAAAAGCCAUUUUACACGUAAAAUACACUAAACGUUUUAAAUGCAGGAAAGUUCUCCUGAAACAGGGUGAUCAAAUGAAGAUCCUACACCUGUAAGAGGGGUCAGAUUUAAUCUGUGAUAUGGCUGAUGGCUGAGGGUCAGAUUUAAGGUGUGAUUAUGGCUGAUAGCAGAGGGGCCAGAUUUAAGGUGUGAUUAUGGCUGAUAGCAGAGGGGCCAGAUUUAAGGUGUGAUUAUGGCUGAUAGCAGAGGGGUCAGAUUUAAGGUGUGAUUAUGGCUGAUAGCAGAGGGGUCAGAUUUAAGGUGUGAUUAUGGCUGAUAGCAGAGGGGUCAGAUUUAAGGUGUGAUAUGGCUGAUAUCAGAGGGGUCCGAUUUAAGGUGUGAUUAUGGCUGAUAGCAGAGGGGCCAGAUUUAAGGUGUGAUUAUGGCUGAUAGCAGAGGGGUCAGAUUUAAGGUGUGAUAUGGCUGAUAGCAGAGGGGUCAGAUUUAAGGUGUGAUUAUGGCUGAUAGCAGAGGGGUCAGAUUUAAGGUGUGAUUAUGGCUGAUAUCAGAGGGGUCAGAUUUAAGGUGUGAUUAUGGCUGAUAUCAGAGGGGUCAGAUUUAAGGUGUGAUUAUGGCUGAUAGCAGAGGGGCCAGAUUUAAGGUGUGAUUAUGGCUGAUAUCAGAGGGGCCAGAUUUAAGGUGUGAUUAUGGCUGAUAUCAGAGGGGUCAGAUAUAAGGUGUGAUUAUGGCUGAUAUCAGAGGGGUCAGAUUUAAGGUGUGAUUAUGGCUGAUAGCAGAAAGAUGGCAGAGAUCCAGAUGCUGGUUGAACUCAAAAUGAGCAGAUCAUGUUUUUAUAAUCUCAGGGUUCAGUAACGAGACGUAUUCAACUAGAAAGAUGUCCUUGUCGUCAUGUGACAUGGCCUUGACCACAGUCCUGGAAACAUGGUUCUAUACCAUAAUGACCAUGUCUUUAAGGACUAAGUCAAUUUUCUGUGUACAAAAUUGCACCCUAUUCCAAACACAGUGCACUACGUUUGACCAGAGACCUCUAAGUGCCCUAUGUAGGGAACAGGGUGCCAUUGGAGACUGACCCAUGGUGCCUAGAACUAGAGGUGUAUACGGCUUUAAGGGAAAACAAUAGAACUAGAGGUGUAUAAGGCUUUAAGGGUUAACAGAAUAGAACUAGAGGUGUAUAAGGCUUUAAGGGAAAACAAUAGAACUAGAGGUGUAUAAGACUUUAAGGGAAAACAAUAGAACUAGAGGUGUAUAAGGCUUUAAGGGUUAACAGAAUAGAACUAGAGGUGUAUAAGACUUUAAGGGAAAACAAUAGAACUAGAGGUGUAUACGGCUUUACAGGAAAUCAUAUUUAUGGUGCAUUUCCUCAACAAUGCAUUUUGUUUUUAGCGUACGGUGGUCAAAAGUUUUAGUUUCUCCAGAGAAACCCAACAACAUGUCCUCAUGCCUUCCAUUGUAAUAGAUCACGUUGAUACAGUAUUACGUUAGCCCACUCUAACCCAAACACGCUCCCAUUUCAAACUGCCUACGUUGUGAUGAGGCUAAACUUACGACUACUUCCUGGCGAGCUAGAUAGAUUAAAUAUGACUUUCAGCAUCACUGCUGUUCACUAUUUAUCCGUAGUUUAUCUCAUGUACAGCGCCUUCGGAAAGUAUUCAGACCCCUUGACUUUUUCUACAUUUUGUUAAGUUACAGCCUUAUUCUAAAAUUGAUUAAAUUGUUUUUUCCCCCCCUCGUCAAUCUACACACAAUAAUGACAAAGCAAAAACAGGUUUUUAGAAAUGUUUGCUAAUUUAUAUACAAAUAUUUAACUGAAAUAUGACAUUUACAUAAGUAUUCAGACCCUUUACUCAGUACUUUGUUGAAGCACCUUUGGCAGUGAUUACAGCCUCGAGUCUUCUUGGGUAUGACGCUACAAGCUUGGCACACCUGUAUUUGGGGAGUUUCUCCCAUUCUUCUUUGCAGACCCUCUCAAGCUCUGUCAGGUUGGAUGAGGACUGUUGCUGCACAGCUAUUUUCAGGUCUCUCCAGAGAUGUUUGAUCAGGUUCAAGUCCGGCCUCUGGCUGGGCCACUCAAUUAAAUUCAAAGACUUGUCCCGAAGCCACUCCUGCGUUGUCUUGGGGUCGUUGUCCUGUUGGAAGGUGAACCUUUGCCCCAGUCUGAGGUCCUGAGCACUCUGGAGCAGGUUUUCAUCAAGGAUCUCUCUGUACUUUGCUCUGUUCAUCUUUGCCUCGAUCUUGACUAGUCUCCCAGUCCCUGCCCAUGAAAAACAUCCCCACAGCAUGAUGCUGCCACCACCAUGCUUCACCGUAGGGAUGGUGUCAGGUUUCCUCCAGACGUGAUAAUAGUCAUUCAGGCCAAUGAGUUCAAUCUUGGUUUCAUCAGACCAGAGAAUCUUGUUUCUCAUGGUCUGCGAGUCCUUUUGGCAAACUCCAAGCGGGCUGUCAUGUACCUUUUACUGAGGAGUGGCUUCCGUCUGGCCUCUUUACCAUAAAGGCCUGAUUGGUGGAGUGCUGCAGUGAUGGUUGUCCUUCUGGAAGGUUCUUCCAUCUCCACAGAGGAACUCUGGAGCUCUGUCAGAGUGACCAUCGGGUUCUUGGUCACCUCCCUGACCAAGGCCCUUCUCCCCCGAUUGCUCGGUUUGGCCGGGUGGCCAGCUCUAGGAAGAGUCUUGGUGGUUCCAAACUUCUUCCAUUUAAGAAUGAGGCCACUGUGUUCUUGGGGAACGUCAAUGCUGCAGAAAUAUUUUGGUACCCUUCCCCAGAUCUAUGCCUCGACACAAUCCUGUUUCGGAGCUCUACGGACAAUUCCUUCGACCUCAUUGCUUGGUUUUUGCUCUGACAUGCACUGUCAACUGUGGGACCUUAUAAGGACAGGUGUGUGCCUUUCCAAAUAAUGUCCAAUCCAUUGAAUUUACCACAGGUGGACUCCAAUCAAGUUGUAGAAACAUCAAGGAUGAUCAAUGGACGCACACGUGCAUCUGAGCUCAAUUUUGAGUCUUAUAGCAAAGGGUCUGAAUACAAAUGUAAAUAAGGUUUUUCUGGGUUUUAUUUUUAAUAAAUUAGCAAAAAUUAAAAAAAAAACUGUUUUCACUUUGGCAUUAUGGGGUAUUAUGAUGUCAUUUUGGGGUAUUAUGAUGUCAUUGUGGGGUAUUAUGGGGUAUUGUGAUGUCAUUGUGGGGUAUUGUGAUGUCAUUGUGGGGUAUUGUGUGUAGAUUGAUGAGGAAAACAUUUUAUUUAAUCAGUUUUAGAAUAAGGCUGUAACGUAACAAAAAUGUGGAAAAAGUCAAGGGGUCUGAAAACUUUCAGAAUGCACUGUAUAUCUUCUCUAUCUAUCUAUCUAUCUAUCUAUCUAUCUAUCUAUCUAUCUAUCUAUCUAUCUAUCUAUCUAUCUAUCUCUCUAUCUAUCUAUCUAUCUAUCUCUCUAUCUAUCUAUCUAUCUAUCUUUCAUGUGUGACUAAAUGUUUUUCACGUCAUGGAGUCCACUGUCUACUGUUAGGUUGUUAUGUUUCAGAGUAAAUAACCCACAGACACCGGAGAAGCUUUAACCAAGUGUAAUUCUUCCCAGAGGUUCUGUACAGCUGUAAUCAGACAAACCAACAUCCCAUCCAGAUAUUUAUAUCCCAAGUAAGACACUCCCUCUCACCACUCCUUACAGUUUAGGCCUAACAGGAAGAAGGGAACCAGAUACUAAACCCUGAUUACUCCCUUAAGGGGAACUGACCUCACCUCCUCACCUCCUGACCUCACCCCCUCACCUCCUGACCUCACCCCCUCACCUCCUGACCUUAACCCCUCCUUCACCUAAUCCACGGAUGUCCAUCUGUCUUCCCUGUAUCAACACGUCGCUCUCCUCUCCUCCAUCAAACACAUUCCAAAGCCUUCUGUCUUUCUACAGAGAAAGACCCUUCACUUCCUCCUUUGCAUUCUAUGCUUCUUCUCAAUCAUUUAUUUAACAUCUCAAUGUUCAAAAUGUCGAAGCCAACAAUACAUUAGUUCAUCUGGCGCUGAAGGACAAGAAUUUACACAGAGUCUGCACCUUUUUAAGUCUGCACCUUGAUUAAUGCACUAUCAACAACUAGUAAAGGUCCAAAUAGCUUGUGGGGGGGAUCCAUUUAUUCCUACGUUGGGAGAUACACCGCUCACACUUAAUUCUGUGCAGAAAUGAUAAAUACUCUCAUUUAAGGAGUAUUUAAAUGUUAAGACAUUCCAUUUUGUAUCACGGGACGUUUUCUUCCAUGUUCUCCACGUAUUAUCAACGUCCUACAGACACCUCGUGUUGUUUGACGUUUUCUCUUCUGUGGUUGUUAUACUCUUAUUGCACCACAUCAAUCUGAUAAAUUAACAAUGUCUUAAGAAUGUUAAAUAUCUCUUUUAAGGAUUAAGAAAUUCCUGACACUUGAAUGCCUAAUUUUGCCCCGUGAAAUAACAUAAUCACUUAAUUGUAGGUGUUUUAACUCACUGAGUCGUGUAUUUUAUUUAAUAGUUGUUUUAAUUCUAACUUUCUCUGAAAUGUGUUGCUCUUUUCAAUCAGUUGUGGCCAAUUGACAAUCAUUUUUUUGAGGGUAAAUAUUACUGUAGGUAGACGAGACUUGCUGGUAGAAAUAUAUGCUGCAUGGGAAGACCAAGGGAGAUGCUGUGAACUGUAUUUCUCCUUCGUUAAUACUUGGUCUCACGACAGAUGGCGUCAUGGUAACGUGACCACGUUGCCGUCGAUCGUCAGUGCAGACGGCCGUCUCUGACGUAAGACCGGGAAUGAUCUGAGAUCUGAGUUAAUAUAUGAGAUGUUAGCUGGAUUACAUUGGUUUUUAUUUUUAACUGACGGUAAACCUGUUUAAAUAGACGUAAAAAUGGAGUGAAAUUUUGGAAAAAGGGAAAUAUCUCAUCUCACAUUCCUGUCUCGAGUUUACUUCUUUGUAAUAACUUUGCUACAUGAAUCUGUGUCCAUAGGGACCUGGUCUAAAGUAGUGCACUAUGUAGGGAAUAGGGCCCUGGUCUAAUGUAGUGCACUAUAUAGGGAAUAGGGCCCUGGUCUAGAGUAGUGCCUAUAUAGGGACUAGGGUGCCAUCUGGGACAUAGCCUGUCUAUCUAUCCACUGUUAAUAACCUGAAUGUUACUAUAGAGGUCUAUUGGACAGGUGAUUGUUUCUAUAGAGACGGGGUCUGCCAUCUAAAAGAGCCGUGGAAUCUGAAUACAAGUUGUUUCUAUAACACAUUCUUAUAGCAUGUCUAUCACUUACAUAACCAAACCCCCCCCCACCUCACACCCAAAUAAGGCUUUAAUAAUGGAAGCAAUAUAUGACAUCAUUCACCGUCUCUCAACUUCCUCUCCUUGUGAAGGAGUUCAAAGGAUAUGUAUUUUUGAAUAUUCCAAAUGCGGGCAUUUUGUGAAUUUCUGGUAAUACGUAAAUGAUUUUUUUCUUUUAAUUUCCCUGCUUGCCGUGAGCAAAAUGUGAUCUUUUUUAUCCUGUGGAUUGUGUGCCGAUGCUCAAAGUCAGUCUGUUCUUGUUUCUUUUGUACGAACGGAGAUAGAUUUGUGUUGUGUUACUCAAACAGCCUCAAAAUCAAUUGUUAAUAACUUGUUGUUCUUCUUCUUCUUAUUAUUAUUGACUGCUCUAGACAACAAAAUGCAUAUUUAAAAAUAAAAAUUAACAAAAAAUUAACAAUAGCCUUGAAUCUAUCUAUUUAUCUAUCUAUGGUUUUCAGAUUAUAAAAAGAGAAUGUAUAGACUGUCUGUAUAUGCUCAUAUAUGCUGAUAUAUAACAAAUGUACUUUAAAUCAUGAUUUCCAAAACAAUAUUGUGUUAUUAGUGCUUCUAUUCCAAGCUGUGACCUUGGUCAAAGUGUACAAGGUUGAACAGUAGUUGUGUGUGUUAAGCCUUGAGGUACAGAUCCCCUGCCAUAUGACAGGCCUACGCACCAACCUAGACACACUGGAUCCACACAUUUAUAAUGGGACUUUUUGUUGUUGUUGCUAUAAUUCACCGCCACAGUUACUUUAUCUGUUCUCCGUGAAUAUGAUUAUACCGUUUUGUUUUUUAUCAUGUAUUUGUGCUUUUACACUUUAGAUUGAAUUCUCUCUCUUCUUUUUUUUAUUUUAUUUUUUUUAUUCCUGAGGAAGUGUAACGUCUGUUGCUUCUCAUUUCAUGGUAUAUAUUACUGUGGUCAUGCUUGUAUUAUCUUUUCAUAUUUGUUAUUAAAUUGAACUCAUCAUAAUAAAGAUCUGGAAUUCCAGUUUGGGGGGGGGUUUGUAUCCCCAAGUUCACCUCCCCCAUUUUUUUUUUUGUUGUUGUAAAGAAAGAGAUCUGUGUUCUAUAUUUAGCAUCAGUUUUCUAGAACUGUUGUCGUCUCAGGAUCGUUGACGUGUUCUAACACAAGCUUGGUAACUGUUUAACGGACCGGAAAGAGGAAGCUUCUGAUUGGCUUAUUCAAGGAAUAGUCAUCACAGUUGUUUUCGUUUUGUAUUAUUUAGGUAGCUGUGAAAUGAAGAGACUCUGACUGAAACGUAAAAAGGUUGUUGUUUAAAACAAAAGAUGGUCCACCUAGUUCUCCUACUAUUGAUUCCUUCAAUCAUGUUGUCUGUCAUAUUGUUUUAAAUAUCUCACAACAUACAAGAAUCAUUCUGUUUCUAUCGGUUUUUAAAAAUGGUUCUGAAGACAAACCGUAAGAGCUGAUAUCUUAUUUAUGCUUCUACUACUGCUGCCUGCUUCUUCUGUGUCCCACACUGACCUGAAGACCAAACAUCUACCUGUGUGUUCCUCUGGACUGAUACCUAGCUAGCUAGCUUUCUGAUGGUUCCUCUGGACUGAUACCUAGCUAGCUGGCUUUCUAAUGGUUCCUCUGGACUGAUACCUAGCUAGCUGGCUUUCUGAUGGUUCCUCUGGACUGAUACCUAGCUAGCUGGCUUUCUGAUGGUUCCUCUGGACUGAUACUUAGCUAGCUAUCUUUCUGAUGGUUCCUCUGGACUGAUACCUAGCUAGCUAUCUUUCUGAUGGUUCCUCUGGACUGAUACCUAGCUAGCUAGCUUUCGGAUGGUUCCUCUGGACUGAUACCUAGCUAGCUACCUUUCUGAUGGUUCCUCUGGACUGAUACCUAGCAUGCUAGCUUUCUGAUGGUUUUGCUGUGUGGACCAGGAUCAUGCUGAAUGUGCUGUUCUUUCUCUCUACAUGUUUCUAUUUUCUCCUCUUGAGUUUUUAUUUGUAAUGUACUUAAACAGUCAUUUACUGCAAGAUACUUUGAAAUGUCUGUUUGGGACAGAUAUGAUGAUAUAACUUGUUAAUGUGACUCUUUUAAUAAAAAAUAAAUAAAACAUUUAACACCAA